Rotaria sp. Silwood1 is the source of this 1305-nucleotide messenger RNA. The record is from the annotation of a GenBank genome assembly. NCBI's taxonomy places the organism in Eukaryota, Metazoa, Rotifera, Eurotatoria, Philodinida, Philodinidae.
AUGAAAAGUGUCAAUAGUUUGGAAAGAUCAAUCGGAGAACAAGCUGUACUUUUAGAAGAUGAUGUCCAUUCGUCUGAGGUAUAUUUACAACCUUCACGACGCAGUCAAUAUGGACUCGAUUGGUUCAAUUUUUUCUUAUCCGAUGUUCUCAAUGGUGUUGAUUCAUUUUUGUCUGCCUAUCUGACCGGCAAAGGUUGGGGACCACAGCGUAUUGGUUUCGCUCUGAGUGCUUCGAGUUUUACUACUAUGAUAUCACAACUUCCAAUGGGUGCAGUGGUCGAUAGUGUUCAUAAUAAGAAAGUACUGAUCACUGUUGGUGUCAUAGUUAUUCCUAUUACUGCACUAAUAUUUGCCUUCUGGCCAAUAUUUUGGCUGGUUGUUCUUGGUCAAAUUAUGUUAGGUAUUGUGGAACCUUUAUUUUGCCCAGCUAUUUCGGCAAUCUCUCUUGGUCUUGUCGGACGUCCAUCUCUUGGCACACGUAUCGGUCGUAAUCAAGCAUUUAGUGCCGCAGGUAAUGUAGUGUCAGCGGUGAUUAUGGGAUUACUCGGUUAUUAUGUUUCCACUCAAUCGAUUUUUUUCUUUGUUAUUGGUGUUUCUAUUCCAACUCUUAUUGCUCUUUUCUGCAUUCGUCAAAGUGAAAUUAAUUAUGAACGCAGUCGUGCAGCAGGAAAAGUAGAAACUGGCAUGAGUGUGAUUGGUUUUAAAGAAUUAUUAUUAUUAAUUAUUCGUGAUCGACGUCUUUUAAUUAUAUUUUCUUGUGUGAUCUUAUUUCAUUUUGGUAAUGCCUCGAUGCUUCCAACGAUGGUUCAAGUAUUAGCACGAGAUCGUUCACCAGGUGCAUCGUCUCUCUUUAUGUCAGCAUGUGUAGUCGUCACUCAACUAGUUAGCGCAUUAUUAGCUGCAUGGGUUGGUCGUCUAGCAGACAUUUGGGGUCGUAAACCGUUAUUACUUAUUGGCUGGGCAGUCGUGCCCUUGCGUGGAAUGGUCUGUUUACUAACACAUAAUCCAAUACUUUUGAUUACUGCAGAAAUUCUCGAUGGUAUUGCCGCUGCUACCUAUGCUGUGGUUAUUGUCUUAGUGAUUGCUGAUUUAGCACAUGGCACUGGUCGUUUUAAUCUUCUACUCGGUGCACUUGCUGUUUGCUCUGGAAUUGGUUAUACAUUGAGCAAUUCGGUGAAUGGAACUAUUGCCCAACAUUACGGUUUUCAAUAUGGAUUCAUGGCACUAUCUACUUUUGGCACAGUUGCCUUUCUUUUAUUAUGUUUUGCUAUGCCAGAAACAUUAAUUCCUAAAAUUCCUCGAUAA